Molecule: messenger RNA, 3802 nt
Organism: Alosa alosa (allis shad)
Lineage: Eukaryota; Metazoa; Chordata; Actinopteri; Clupeiformes; Clupeidae
Product: RNA-binding protein 33-like
Exons: 18
Coding region: 87-3350 (1087 amino acids)
Molecular function (GO): RNA binding
Source: RefSeq, a predicted model, not a curated record
UCCAUGGUUCUCACAUGGUCAAAUUUUUCACAUAGCAAACUCUGCGAAGCUGCUAGGUUAGCAAGUUAAGUAAACUGCAGAGCGUCAUGGCCACCGAUUUCCAAGAUAAUGAGUCAGAUGUACAUUACAAGCUUGGUCUAGAGCAGUCCCCCAGGAGGAGUGAAGAUGAAGACUUGGACAGUGAUUUGGAUGUUUGUCUACUUGAUGAUGCCUCCUCUGACAUCAGAAAGAACAUGUCUGACGUGCCGGAUGAAGACCUGAGCGAUGACCUUUUGCACAGCGAUGAGGAGGAGCUAACGAUCUGCUACAAUGAUACAGUAGACAGCAGCCAAGUCACGACUCCUCUAAAGCCACCUUUGGAAACCCACGAAGAAAUCCCCACUGAAAUCAGAGAAUCUCCCCUCUCUCCGGGGGAAGGGCCAGCGGUGGACCCCAGGGGAAGUGAAGAACCUGAAGGUAAGGUCAUCUCUGGUCAAGAUGAGGAGAGUGGCCACAGCAGCGCUGCGAACGCCACAGCGGCCGAAGACUCAGGCAAAUGUGCCAGAGACCAGGAGAGCGAGGAUGAGGCUGUGGACGUGGAAAUCAAUGAACCGUUCGAUGAUGAAUUUCAAGUCAUCGAGAUCAAAGAGCAGUCUGACCUAGAGGCAUCCACCACAGCUGAAACCACUAAGGAGAGCUGUAAUGAUGAGGAUGAUGAGUCCAAUGAAGAGGAAGAGGAUGAACAGUCCUGUCAUUCCCGCUUUAAGAGUGAAAGGAAAGAGGGCAUGGUGGUUGUACGCUUGUCAGACGGAGCUCGUCAGAGGAGAAACAUCCCCGAUACGUUAGAGCUUUCAGGUGAUUGCAGAACUGGGGCCAGAGACCCCGCACGCCGGCACAUCGCUUGUGGAGGAGCUGGGGGCCGUCGACCACCCUCCAACUAUCUAAUGCUUAGCAGGAUGGAAGUGAGAGGCUUCGACCCAAGGCCGCAACCCCAGGCCCAGCGGUCAAGUGUGCAGCCGCCGCUGCCGAGCCAUCCACGCCCCCGGGCCCCUCAACAGCGCUACUUCAGCCCACCGCAGAGCUACAGCCAGCCAGGCCACCAGGGUAGGGCUGCACCCCAGGGACCCGCACGUUCAGUAGCCAUCCUCACUGGACGUUCAUCUCCUUGGGUUCGAUCAGGUUCAGGCGCUCGGGUUUUAUCAUGUGUGUCGUCAGCACAUCCAGUGCCCUUGAUGUGUGCACAAAGCCAGGCCAAGCCUGCUGUGGCUCCCCAGUGCCUCUCUGGGGUGGCUGCGGCGGGCCCGUCUCACUUCCCCCAGCCCCUGCGGUCCCAGCAUGCGGAGCCCUGGAGGGGACAGGCGCCCCCAAAGGAGAGGAGGAGCAGCGAGCCCCUGGUCCCCGGACAGCAUAUGCUUGAUCAGUGGCGCUGCCCUCGUCCACUGGACUGCAGUCCCAGGUUGCCUGGCCAGUCCCACAGGAGGCCACCACCCCCGCUGAAGCCACGGAUGGAGCAGAGGCCGUGGCUGGGCCCGGCGCUGGAGUCUGGGUCUGGGUCUGGGUCUGGGUCUGGACCAGGGAGAGAGAUGGGGAGGCAGGCCGGGCUGGGGCAGCCACUAGCGGGGCACAGAGAGCCCCUGAGGUCUCCCCUUCCUCCACCUGCCCCCUAUAAGAUGGCUCUGAACUCAGGGCAGCUCCACUCCAGACCCUUCCUGCCCCAGAGUCAGGUGUCGCCCCAGUCCUGCUCCCCCACCUCAGAAAAGCCUACAGCCACACCCUGUGUGCCUGUUCAUCCUGCCAGAUCUAAGGUCACACCUUGUUUUACCAAGCCGAGUGCCUUUGCUGAUGCAGCACCGAGCCACACUCAGAGUCCAGUGCAGGCCCAGGCUCAGGUCCAGCCUCGUCCACGCAUCCCUGGCCUCCCGCCAGUCCGGUCUCCCGCACGCAUCUGCAGCACGGACGCCUUACGUCUGACUCUGGCGCCGGCCGCGCAGGUGAGGCCCAUCACUAGGGGCGAGCUGAGCGCCAAGCCCGCGGUGGUUGCCAGGGGAGUGACCGCCACGGCCGUGCCCGUGCCAGUGCAGCGUGCCAAGGCGGAGGCGGCUGCCAGCAGCGCUCCGGAGCCCCGGGCCCCUGUGAGGAAUGUGGGUCAGAAGGUCAAGGAGGAGCCCCCGUCUCCAGUCCGGCGCGCCCGGAGCCCCCCGGCCGAGGCCUGCGUGAAGGCAGAGGAGAAGGAGGAUGAGGAGACACAGGCCUACAGGGAGAAGAUGGAGGAGCAGAAGAGGAAGAGGAUGGAGGUCCUCCGUCAGAAGGAGCUGCGCAGGCAGCUGCAGGCUAAGGAGAAGCGGAUGGCCCUGCAGGAGUCCACCAGAAUGCAGCGAGUGGGCCAGGGCCCGGUGGAGCAGCAGAGGUGGCCCAGGGAAUGUGGCCAGCCGUGGGGCCAGGCAUGGGCAGCGCAGCCCUACCAGACAGCCCAGAGAGAGUUUCCUCCACCUCCACCACCAUGUCAGUUUGACUCUGAAGGUGCAUUUCUCCAGGGGCCAGACAACAUGGGACCUGUUCACUUUAGAGAGGUUCCGCGAGAUGGACCGUCGCCAGAAGGACCAGCCUCUUUCCAGCAAAGCCAGAGAGGGCCAGCACAGAGCUGGACUGACCGUCUCCAGCAGUCAGGAGUCCAGCCUCCCCAGCAGCCAAGUCCGCAGAGGGGGAUUCAGGUUCAGUGCCACAUAGUGCAUGAAGGCCGACCCAACGCAGAGCUCCGACUCGGGCCGCUCUCCUCGGAUGCGGCUCCUCGGAGCCUCCAGGGUCCUACCGCCUGCCAGCCCCAGCCUCAGGUGAUGCCUGCACCCCCGGCAGAGCCGAGCGACUCAGCGGAACUCCUGUCGGAUGAUUUAGAGUCUGGCCCGUGGCCGCCGCUGGAUCCGGACGAACAGCGCUGGUUUCGGCCCCCGAAGAUAUGGACUCCCCCGUGGAGGCCCCAGAAACGGAUGCAGCCGUGGGUGCUGGGGGAGGAGCAGGAGCCCGUGCUGCCCAUCAGGCCCAUGCUCAAGAGGACCGUGGCUCAGAGAGAGGACCACUGUGAGGACGAGGGGCGGCCGCCGGUGAAGGUCAUUCGGCACAUCACAACAGAGGAGGAGCACAGGGCACAGUGCUUUAGCACCAGGGAUAUUGCUGUGAAACAUCAAGACCACCUUAAUGUGACCAGACUCAUCACUGUGGGAAGACCCCUGCAACAGCCUGACCAGCUGCAGAAUAUACAGGACAUGGAUGACAGAGGGGGCGUGGUCUGUCACAUGCUUGAACAAACUGGAUUGUGGAGACGGUGCACAAAUUCACUGCCAAACUCCAACUUGAUUGUGAAGAUCAAUUAUUGAAAUGACCCAAAAUUACAACAUAUCAUUCUACUCCUGGAGAGUACAGUACAGAAGCACAAGUUGUGAGAGAAAUGUCCCAUUUAAGUGUAGUUUCUGCAAGGCCUCAGAGGCUAAUAUUAUGUUAAGAUUUUGUCACUUAUUUCUGGAAAUACCUUGCUGCAGUUUUAUGUUCAAAGAUGUCUAUUAAGUUGAAUAUGCUAAUGAAACUGUCUUGUGUUUCGAGGGGAAAUAUUUGUUUCUGCAAAUGCUGUUAAACUGGACACAAAUGUGUGUUGAGUCUUCUGUGUCCAUUUUAUUUGAUGCUCUACUUUUUUAUUGUGUUUAUCUUUUAGGAUUAGUGGAUUUAUUGUGUUGCAGUUUUAAGAGGUAAAAAAGACAACAUUUUAUGUAGUUCUAUGUGGGUGGCACUUAAUUGUAUAUGUUAAAUGUUUUUAUUUUUGUUGACAACUCCG